GAUCUGUUAUUCGAGGAAUUAGAAAAAAAUGAGGAGAUUUAUUCGUUAAUGAUUGCUGGUUUGUGCAAAUAUCGCAGCUCGGAAUGUGUUGCUCGUGCUACCCAGCUUUACAAAGAAAUGUGUAAGAAGAAUCAAACGCCCACAGUGGAGGCUUAUUGUGGAUUGGUGGCCAUCUCGAGAACUUGGCCAGAAGCAUUGUUUUACGUGAAAGACUGUGCGCAAAAGCAUGUUAAGCCAAAUAUCCGUAUUUUUAACUGCCUAAUCGAGAAGUCUACUUCUAUGGUAAGCCCGUUGUUCCAAUACUCGUCAUGA
Gongylonema pulchrum is the source of this 312-nucleotide messenger RNA. NCBI's taxonomy places the organism in Eukaryota, Metazoa, Nematoda, Chromadorea, Rhabditida, Gongylonematidae. The record is from the annotation of a GenBank genome assembly.